AUGAGGAUCGUCGACCCCCAAUCCGCCAUCCUCACGAACAUCGAAGUCCUUGCCUAUGUCACGGCAAAUCCACCGCGACGACCUCCCAACCCGCCCCCGAACUCGAGGAAUUGGGUCCCCAGUCCGGAUCUGAGGGAUCAUAAUACUGUUGUGAAAGAGAUCCAUAAUUACAUUGCCCGUCUCUCCCCUCACAUACUACAUUAUCCACGAUAUACACCACCCGGCAUACCUGCGCCUGCACCUACGACAUCAACCAUACAGACACAGACACAAUCACAUAGCACAUCGGAAUCCCAAAUACAACCAACGCAAAUACCCCCCGCGCGACUAAACGCAAACACGCCCAUCGAUGAUGCCCUCCGGAACCUAAUUACGCAGUUACAGCCGUAUGGGCUCACGAAAGGAGAAGUGCUUAUGAUUGUGAAUUUGGGUGUUGGUGUGCAGGGUCCGAAUGCUGAUGCUCCUGAAGAAGGAGGGGAGGAGGGGGAAGGGACAGGGGAAGGGGACGCCGAGGGCGCUGAACAAGGCGCAGAAGAGGGAGGGGAAGGGACGGAGAUGGUCAAUGGUACGGCAGCUGGAAGGGAAGGGGAGGAGAUGGAUGUAGAUGCCGUGGAAGGAGCGGAGGAAGGAGGAGCAGCAGAAGGAGAGGAGGAAGUGCCAGAGGAAGAUUACGGGCCGUUGGCGCUUCUGGACACGGUGAUUGAGGAGCGGGAUGAGCGGUUGAGUGAUGAGGAUGUGAGGGCGGUGUUGGCGAUUAUUAGGGAGACGUUGGGUGGGGGGGCAUUGAACUGA
Messenger RNA from Aspergillus affinis, 792 nucleotides. RefSeq lists its product as uncharacterized. Gene Ontology annotation, cellular component: RNA polymerase III complex. The transcript has 3 exons. Lineage: Eukaryota; Fungi; Ascomycota; Eurotiomycetes; Eurotiales; Aspergillaceae. Gene Ontology annotation, biological process: transcription initiation at RNA polymerase III promoter. The record is from RefSeq and is a predicted model, not a curated record. Bases 1 to 792 code for a protein of 263 amino acids.